Pedinophyceae sp. YPF-701 is the source of this 41292-nucleotide messenger RNA. The record is from the annotation of a GenBank genome assembly. NCBI's taxonomy places the organism in Eukaryota, Viridiplantae, Chlorophyta, Pedinophyceae.
AUGACUGUCCCAUCUCCGCCCGCGAGGGGGCGCGGGGUGCCGUGUGCGGCACCUAGACCCUCCCUCCUUGCGGCGGUAGUUGGUGUCCUGGUGGCCCUCGCGGUCGCCCAGGUCGCUUCCGGGACCCUGGUCGGGUGGACCUGCGUGGACACCCCCCAGGGAACCCUCGUCGGCGGGCUCCUGCCCGGCGGGGGCGUCGCGUGCGUCUCGAGCGACGGAGAGUCGUGCGACGUCUAUGCCUCGGGCAACCAGUGCGGCGCCUCCGUCCAGCAGGCCUAUCCGCCGGCCAACGUGCUCGUCUGCGGGCAGAAGGACACGCCCCUCACCGCCGCGACCUGCCGCGCGAUCCGGCGCGACGUCACGCUCGCCCUCACGGGCUGGACCUGCCCUGUCGCGGGCCCGCAGCCCCCCGUCCGCCUCGGGCGCGGCGGGACCGUCGAAUGCAUGGCGUCCGCGGCGGGAGAGUGCCUCGCGGGCGUCUCCAGGGACGACUGCUUCGCCGUCAUCGCCGCGAACGUCGGCGCGGCCCUCGCGGAGCCCUGCCCGGCCGGUGCGCCCACACCGGCUUGGUGCGCGGCUGCCCGAGGGGCGCUCUACGCGACCACGUACGGCUGGAGCUGCGAGCAAGACACGGGCGUGCCCCCCGCGCGGCUCGCCGCGGACAACUCCGUGCAGUGUCUGGCCGACGACGCCGGGCGCUGCCUCGCCGGCGGCGACGCGGAGGGCAACAGCUGCCUGGACUUGGUGUACGCGCACGCUGCGGGGCGCCCAACCCCGCUCAACGUGGCCGCGUGCCCCGAGAGCGACGCGCGCUGCGCGCGCGCGCGCCAGGCGAUCCUCCACCGCGAGACGGGCUGGGCCUGCGGGUCGGCGCCGGGCGGGGAGGGGUUGACGCCCUUUUCGCUGACGGAGAUUCCAGGGACGCCCGCGUGCAUGGUGGGCGACGACGCGUGCGCGUCGUUCCCGACGGAGGACGCGUGCGUGGCCGCGGUGGUGGCGCUCGGCGAGACGAAGGUCGCGUCGCUGCUCCCCAGCGCGCGCGCGUGCGGCCCGGGGUCGUUCCCGUGUGCCUCGAUUCUCGAGAGUGCCCCGGGGCUCUUUGGCGGGUGGCGCUGCUACGACGACGGCCGCCUGCUUCGCCGCGCGCUCGGCAGCACCGCGGUCGAGUGCUUCUCGGACGGCACCGGCGGCUGCGCGGCGCCUGCGGACCGGGAUGCGUGCGCGGCGCUGGUCAUCUCCUGCGCUGCGGAGCCGUCCGCGACGGCGUGCGACCUCGCGCGCUGCCCGUACCAGGCGCUGCCCGGCAGCGUCUGCGGCGACGCGCUGCUCGACUUCCCCCCGGCGCUCGCGUCGGGCGACUUUGACGCCGAUGGCGUCCUCACGCCGCCGCCCGGCGCGCUCGGCGCGCAGUUCGGCCGCGCCGUUGCCGUCGACGACCCCUUCCUCGCCGUCUCUGGCCCCGGCGGCGCCGCGAACACCUUCGUCACGCUGUACCGCCGCGUCGGCCUGCGGUGGGUCUUUGAGCGCGUGCUGUCCUUCGCCGGGUUCGGCGACACAGAGCACGGGGCGCCGUCGAAGGGCGUGGACGUCAUCGCCAUGAGCGGGGGCUACCUGGUCGCCGCGGUCCCGGGCGCGACGGUGCUCUCCGCUGCGAUCAGCGGGGCUUCGUCUCCUGCCCCUGUCUCGAAGCCUUCUGGGGCGUCCGGGGAGUUCGGUGCGUCGCUCGACGUCCGCGGGACGCUGCUCAUCGUUGGCGACCCGGGCGCGUACGACGGCGCCGGCGCCGUGACCGUGUACGUGCUCUCGGCGGGCUCGGAGUGGACGCUGGUGCGCACAGUGCACCCGCCUGCUGGAUUCACGGGUUCGACCUCGGGGGACGACCAGUGGCGGUUCGGCGCGUCCGUCGCGAUCCUCACGGACGAUGCGUUCCUGGUGGGCGCCCCGGACGUGGCGGCGCUGACCGUCGGCGACGGCGCGGGCGCUGCGUACGUGUUUGAGCGCCCGGCCGGCGGCUGGGAGGCGACGGACGACGGAACCGCGGUCGCGGAGCUGCGCGCGGUGCCGCCCGCUGCUACCGGUGCGGCGGGCGCGGCCGUCUGCGGUGACGUCGCCUUUGCGUUCGUGGCCGCCGGGAGCGACGUGUUCGUCUACGACACGCAGGACCUGCGCGGCGCCAGCGCUCCCGCCUCGCCGCGUCCCGCCCCGGUCACCAGCAUCCGCGCGGGCGGCCGCGUGCUGACCUGCGCGUACGCUGACGGCACGCUCGUUCUCGGCCUCGACGGCUCGCCGGCGACCGCGAGCAAGCUGGACCGCAACGGGCGGACGUUCUCGACGUCUGCGGUGCUCCAGGGCGGGCCGUCCGUGGCGACGGACGGCAUCAGCGUCGUUGUCGGGGACCCCUUGGCCGACGGCGCGGGCACCCCGGUCGCCAGCGGCGUCGACGCCGGCGGCGCGGUGGUUCAAUCAGCCGUCAACCUCGCGGUUCGCACCGGCUGGACCUGCAUCGAGGGCGUCGCGCCCCCUGUCCGCCUGACUGCCGGCGGCAGCAUCGAGUGCCUCAGCCUCGACGGCGGGGCCUGCGCGUCCACGUGCGAGGACGCGAUCGACGCUGCAGCGGGUGACGACUUCCCAGGGACGGGCUACGGCCUGCCGUUCACGGGCCCGAAGGAGUUCUUGGCGCGCAAGGCGUUCUACCAGCAGCUAUAUGAUCUAACCUGCGUGUCGGUCGACUCGGCGCCGAUGCGCAUCCUCAGCGACGGCACCGUGCAGUGCGUGUCGCGGGACGGGCGCACGUGCGACGUCAGCGCGGAUUGCUUCACGACGAUCGACACCACGACGCCCGCCGACCGUCUCUACCUCGCGUGUGACGGGACGGACCAGGCCGCGUGCGGCGGCGACCACCGCGCGGUUCUGGCGAGCGUGCUCGGUGGCUGGACCUGCCCCGAGGACGGAAGGCAGCUCCCCACCCGCCUCAACGCGGAGGGCGAGGUCGAGUGCAUGGAGGACCCGGCGACGGGUUCGUGCGUCGUCAGCGAGACCACCGCGGACUGCUACGCGACCGUCGCUGCCGCCGGCGCCAACGCCCCGCGCCUGCCGUGUGGGAGCAGCGGUCCGAACGGCCUCGCCUGCAUGCGGUCGCAGGUCGCGCUGUACAAGAUCGAGCAUGGCUUCACGUGCCUGCCGGGCGUGACCACGCCCCUCGCCCUCGACGGCUCUACGGUCCUCUGCGCCACUGACGACAACAACAAUUGUCUCCGCGGGGACUGCCCGUCGCUGCUCUCGGGGCUCUCUCAGGACAGCCCCGCCGCAGAGUGCACGUCCAGCGACUGCGUUGCGGCGCGCGCGCGCAUGGUCCAGGUCACCACGCGUACCACGUGCGCUGUCGACGCCACCGCCACCGCUUCGUACAUUCCGGCGCGCGUCGGCGCCACAGGCGGCAUCGACUGCGCGGGCGGCGGCAGCUGCGAGGGCUUCGCCACCGCGGACGAGUGUCUGACGGCCGCUGGCGCGGGCUCCCUCGCGCCCAUGGCUCCCGCCAACUGCACGCAGGUGCCCUGCGACAGCAUUCUCCCGCAGGUCAUGUACGUGCCGAUCGAGGUCGACGACGCCGCUGACACCAGCGGUGAGCCCGACUCCGUCAGGCCGGUCGUGUCGUGCCCGGGGUGCAAGGCCGGCCGCGUCGCGGCAUCGAGCGAGCAGUACCUUGCAGUUGCUGGUCCGACUGGAUUCUCGAACGGCUACGUCAGGGUGUUCAAGCGCCCCGACGUCACUGACGACAAGGGCUACGAGGUGCUCUUCGACAUCGUGCCCACUGGCGUGGACGUGGACGUCGACUUCUCUGAGAUGAGCAUCGACGUCGAUGGCGACCUCGUGGUUGUUGGUGUGCCCGGCCAGAACGCCGCGUAUGUCGCGUCGGCUGCGGACUGCUGCGACUACCCUGUCCGGCACAUUCCCAGGAAGGUCGGCGCCGCCAACGCGGACACGGUGGGGAACUUCGGCGCCGCUGUUGCCGUACGCGGCACUGUGGUUGCUGUCGGCGAUCCCACCGGCAUGGCGCUCGCUGGAGCGGUGUACGUGUUCGAGCUCGUCGGCGAGGAGUGGUCGCUCGCCAAGAGGCUCCAGCAGCCCGCGGGAUUCGCCUCCUCGGUUCGGGGCAAUGGCGAGUGGCGCCUCGGCGCCUCCGUGGCGAUCACGAGCUCCGGCAUCAUCGCGGGCGCACCCGGGGUGGACAGCUCGGCGGGAGACUCCGCCGGCGCCGUGUACGCGUUCGCCAGCCCGGCGGGCAGCUGGAGCACGCACAGCGGAAGCGCGGUCGCAGAGCUGAGGGCGCCUGGGUACGACACGGCGGAGCGGACCAACACCGGCGCGAGCCUGUGCGCGGACGACACGACCGUCAUCGUCGCCGGCAAGGCCACGAGCGCGGCGGGCGGGGCCGCGGUGACGGUGCACGUCUUCGACACCCGCACCGCGCUAUCUGCGUCUCCCGGCACCGUCCUCGAGGGGACGCCGGUCGCGCUCGACGAGGCGACGGCGGGCGCCCUCGGAACGCCGUCGUGCUCCGUCAGCGGCUCUCUCGCCGCGGUCGGCGUCUCGGUCGCCGGCCAGGGCGUCGUCUCCGUGCUGCUGCAGAAGCCGGAUGGCUCGUGGAGCCUCGCGGCUGCCGUGACCGGCGCCGCGGGCACGUCCGUGUCUGUCCUGCCGGCCAGCGAUGGCCACCCUCAGUCGGUCUUCCUCGGGUCGCUCGAGCCAUGGAUUCCCGACAUCCUCAACGCCGCUGACAUCACCUCGCCCACCGGCUGGCAGUGCGCAGCCGAUGGCGAGGGGCAGUUCAUCGCGUUCCGCCUCGAUGCCUUCGGCGUCGGGCAGUGCGUGGCGACGCGUGCCGGCAACCCCCGCCCCCGCAAGCGCACCUGCAAGCGCUACCUGUCGUGGCAGACGUGCUCCGCCGACUCCGGGUCCAACCCGGACAACUUCCCGACCGAGUGCUCGCGCACCGACGGGCUGAGCCAGGAGCUCUGCUCGACCGUGGCGCUUGAGGUCGCGAAGGACCUCACGGGGCAGUCUUGUUUCGAGGUCCAGCACGGGGAGUUCUCGCCCGUGAGCAUCGCCGCGGACGGCGCCACGCGCUGCCUGACCAAGGACGGCGACUCGGCGUGCGUCGCGUCGGACUCGGCGCUCGGGUGCGUCGUGGAGGCCGUCUCUUUGAUGGGCGCGUCCAACACCGGCACGCGCACGUGCACGGAGUCUGAGUUCUUCGCCGGGGGCUGGUGCUCCGCCGCGCGCCACCUGCUGUACCGCGAGGCCACGAGCUGGAUCUGUCCUCUCGACGGGCUCACCGCGGCGCUCGGCGACUACCCCGCUGGCGGGCUCGGGUGCUUGGCGCGGCGCGGCGAGUGCCUGUACACGUCCAGCGCGAACGGCUGCUACGAGAACAUCUUCCGCCUGAUGCCGACGCUCGAGUCGUACAACGCGGAGAUGGUCGCCAAGUGCGGGCCGGGCCCGCACGCCCCCGGCACCCUCUGUGCGCGCAACAGCGACAUCACACCUCUGGGGAUGGUGCCCUUCGCGGACGAGGACUCCUCGACGUUCAGCGGCAAGACCGAGGUCGGCAUCCUGCCCACCGAUGGCGCGAAGUGCCCGGAGUGCGCCACGGCGCGCGCCGUUGGCAUCAGCGGACGCUUCGCUGCCGUGUCAGGCCCCACGGGGCUUGCCAACGGCCGCGUCGCUGUCUACAAGAGGUCGUUCAGCUGCGAGCCCGGGCCCGGCGUGACCUGCGAGGGACCGAGCGGGCUCGAGGGCCAGCCGAGGUACGACCUCGUGCAGCUCCUGCACCCGACGGCCAUUGCGCCCGGAGACGACUUCUCUGAUGUCGCGAUCGACAUGGAUGACGUGCACCUCGUGGUCGGUAUGGCCGGCCAGGGCGUGUCCGGCACCGUGUACGUGCGGCCCUUCGACACCGAGCGCGACGAAUUCGGCGUGGGGUACAAACUCGAAGCACCCACCAGCGAGCCCGCCGUGGCGUUCGGUAUGGCCGUGAGCGUCCUGGGCGACGCCCUCGUCGUCGGCGACCCGCAGGCCAACGGCGGCACCGGUCUGAUCUUCGUGUUCAGCGGCGGUGCGACGACUGGCGGGCAGUUCAGGCACACCGCCACUCUCGCGCCAGAGACUGUGCCUGGCGCGGCGACCCCGCCGAUUCGCCUCGGCGCGUCGGUGGCCAUCGGCGGAUCCGGGGGGUCGCUCAUCAUCGCCGGUGCCCCGGGCGCCGGGAGCAGCGGCGGGAGGGACGCGGGGGCUGUGUUUGUGUACUCGAAGACCUACCCUAGCGGGACCUUCGGCGAGCCGGCGGAGCUGCGCGCGCCGGGCUUCGGCACGGCGAUCGAGACCUUCUUCGGCCAGACGGUGUGCGCGGGCGAGGACACGAUCGUCGUCGGCGGCAAGAAGUCGCCUGCUGGCAUGUCGGGGGCUUCCCUGCAGGUGUUCGACGUGAACGCCCUCGGAUCGGGCUCCGGCCCGCUGACGGGCACCACGGUCACCCUGGGCACGUCGUCGGCCGACCAGGCUGUCGUGAGCUGCGACGUGUCCGGCGCCACCGUCGUGGUGGGCACGCCGUCCACCGCCAUCACGCUGCACGGCACGCUGAGCUUCACGGAGACCUUCCGGCUGCCCAUCACCGCGGGCAGCCCCGCUGCGGUCGCGACGGACGGUCUGACGGCCAUCGUCGGCGACCUGGCCGCCCAGAAGGCCACCAUCCGCCCUGUGGACGUUGUCGACGGCGACGACUGGUCCUGCUUCCAGCCCUUCGUGCGCGCCGCCGUGCGCAUCGACGCCGCCGGACAGGUCGUCUGCAUGUCCCUCGACGGCGAGAACUGCUACACGGGGCUCGAGCUCCGGUCCAAGUGCCAGUCGUACACUGGGUCGCAGUCCACCUCAAGUCGGUUCCGCUACUCGCACGGCAUCGUCGACCUGAGUCAGCGGGACGUCCCCGGGGGCGAGUACUGGCAGGCGCGCCAGCGCCUGUUCGUGCAGGAGUACGGCGGCUGGUCGUGCUCGGACCGCAUCCCCGCGCCGAUCCGCUACAGCGUGGUUGGCGACGCUCUCGUUCCGGAGGCGUGCCUGCCGUCGGCGGGGGGCUGCAUGAUGUUCGACACCGCGGACGAGUGCUUCGAGUACGUCCGCGACACGCACACGACGUUCGCGACGGGCUCCAUCGGGGACCUGGCGAACGCUGGCUACCCCACCUGCAGUGCGGCGAGCCUGCAGCUCUCCACGUGCCCCGUGCCGGUGCUCGAGCGCGCGUACCUCGGACAGGCGUACUGCUCGAGCCACACGUACUUCGCGAGCCUGCAGCUCACCGCGGGCGUCGCGACGUGCCAGAGCUCGGGCGGCGCCGGCUGUGCUACGGCGGCGAGCGUCGACGCUUGCCUCGCGCUGCCGACAAACUCGAUGACGCCGUGCGACUAUGUCGGCUGCGCAGCUGCGCGCGCGGAGGGCUCGGUGCGCCUGUACGGCGGCUUCAUGUGCGCGCCUGGCGUUGACGACGAGUGGCGCGCCGUGCGUGUCGGCAAGUCGGGCGGCCUCGACUGCCUCGACUCCAGUCCGGCCCAAGGCGCCUGCGCCUCGUUCCCCGACGCGGACGCGUGCUACGCCUUCGUCGCGACGACGCCGCACCUCAUCGACGCGGCCUCGAGCACGACGGCCGUGCUGCACCUGGACGGCACCGACGCCAUCCCGGGAUGGCUGCCUUUGGAGCAAAGCUUCCUGCUGGGCGGCGCCGCCAGCCCACUCUCGCUGGUCUACGCCGCCACGUACGGCUGGACGUGCACGGCGAGCUCCUCGGCCCCCCUCCGCGCGGCCCCUGACGGGUCCCUGGAGUGCCUUGCUGAGGGCGGUGCCUGCGUCGAGACGUCGGGCGCCCGCGACUGCUUCGCGCGGAUCCGGUCGGAGGCCGUCGACAAGUCGACCGUCUUCCCGAGCGUGCGCGUACAGGACACCGGGUCCUGGCAGACGGAGAUGGUUUCAUUGUCGGCGUGGUACUGCAGCCCCGACAUCCCGAUGCCUGUGCGCGUCGGGCCGGACGCCGACCUCGAGUGCGUCGACACGGGGUCUGGCUCGUGCCGCAUGUACGCGGACGUUUCGUCGUGCAGGAGCGCCUUGCUUGGCCAGGAUGCCAUGUCGAUGAGGGCAAUCACGUGCGUUGGCGACGCCUGCGACCGUCUCCGGUCAAAGACGUUCCUGGACCUCUUCGGACUGACCUGCAUCGGCCAAGGGGACGACAUCCUCGCGGUCCGGACCGCCAGCGAGGGCGGCGUGGAGUGCGUGAUCGACGACAACGCGGGCAGCUGCAGGCGCUACCAGACGAUCAGCAACUGUCUCCGCGCCUCCAGGACGGCCGCCCGCUCUGGAGACGAGCCGAUCUUCACGUCGUGCACCGGCCAGAGCGGCUGCGAGGACGCCCGCCAGGCGCUGUACGAGACUGCGACCGGCUGGACCUGCAACCCGACGAUUGGCUUCGCUCCGCUGCGGCCCGCGGAGUUCCUCGCGUCGCAGGCCGUGGAGUGCAUCGACGACGGCAGCGGCGCCUGCGCCGUUGCCGAGGACCUCGACGGUUGCUUUGCGCUCGCGGGCGCGGGCGGUGCUCCUCUCGCGUGCGGCUCCUCCUGCCCAGCGACGCCUGAGGCGGUCGCACACGCCACCGGCGCGCUGUCCGUCUGCGUGACGGCCAGCGACGGCAGUUCGAGGGCGCUCCGCAUCACCGACGACGAGAUGGUGUGCCUGGCGUCCGCGUCCGCACCGGUGGAGUGCCUGACGUUCCAGAGCGAGGCGGACUGCGUUGCGGCGCUCGCGUUGCCGGCCGUGUUGCUGACGCAGGACCUGACCUGCGACGACGACCCCGCUUCGGCGGCCGCGUGCACCGAGGCUCGCUUCCGCCUCCCGCGAUCUAUCACCGGCUGGGGCUGCCUGGAGAGCGGCUUCCUGCUGGCGCCGAUCCGCGUUGGAUCCGGCGGCAGCUUCGAGUGCCUGUCCACGGACGGGAUCGACUGCGCCGUCGGGUCGUCUCCGGACGCGUGCGCCGCUCUGGCUGCCGGUGGUGACGGCGUGGUCAUUUCGUGCCCGUCGGAGUCGUCUGCGGGCCGGCAGUGGUGCUCGACUGUCCGCGACGCGCUCGAGGCCGAGCUGUUCGGCUGGUCGUGCCCGCCGCUCGGCGCCGGACCCAUCCGGCUUGGGCCCAACCCCGCGACGGCAACGGUCGAGUGCAUCGCGCCGGCCUCCUCGCCCUCGUCGUGCACGUACGCGAGCUCGACGGAGGCUUGCCACGCGCUCAUGGUACAGGCGGUGCGCGAGUCGUCCAGCACCAGCCCGUCCUCCCUGAACCCUGAAUACGUGGUUGGCAACGACUGCCCCGAGUCGGGCGACAAGAAGUGGUGCCCGCGGGCGCAGCAGCAGGCCGCGCUCUCGUCCGGCGCUUGGGUGUGCUACGACGACGACAUGGCGUUCUUCUCGUGCCCGGGCGCCUCGGAACUCCUCACUUCAGCGCAGGCGCAGGCCAACGGGGGCUCGUGCACGCCCGUGGACCGUGCCGUCCGCAUGAUCCGUCUGCUGCCCGACGGCCUGAGCUUCGAGUGCGCCAGCAGCGACGGAGGGGGCUGCUCGUACACUCUGAGCUCGAACUGCCGGAAGAAGUCUUCGUCGCAGAUUGACGCUGAGUUCCCGCUGAGGUUCCCCAGCCAGGGGACGCCGGCGGACAACAACGCUCUCGACUCCCUGCUCGCGCUCCGGACCGGCAUCGCGUGCACGGAGGGCCCGCGCGUCGCAGCUGUGUCGUUCCCGGGCGACCAGGACGCGAGCAGCACGACGCUCAUGUGCCUCAGCACGGACGUCAGCGACGGCGAUUGCUGGGACGGGAGCACCGUCGAUGAGUGCCGUGCGGUCGUCGCUGAUCCGCAGGGCACGAUGAUGCUGAUCCCGGCCACGACGCCGUCCGGCGAGGACGACGCGUACACGGCGUGGUACGACUCAGCGAGGAGCCGCCUGUCUUCGCUGAUAUACGGGUGGUCUUGCGAGGCGGCCGGGCCGCAGUUCGUGCCGGUGCGCCUGGUCAACGCCGUCGUCAAUGGGUCGCCGCAGCUUGAGGUGGAGUGCCUGGAGGGCAACACCGCCGGCAGGUGCUUUGUCAGCACUUCGUCCGACGCCUGCUACGCGCACGUGCGGGCGAGCGCCGUGCCGCCCGCUGGCGGCGGUGCCCGGCGCAGGAUGGCCGAGUUUGACGCUCUCCGCUGCACUACGCUGCCAGAGUGCGAGGCGGUCGUGACGGAGCUGUACCGCGAGGAGUUCACCUGGACUUGCACCAGCGGCACGCAGCCGGGCGGCUACAUGGACAACUACGCCAUCCGGUUCCGGAACAGCGUCCUGGAGUGUGUGGCUGACGGCAACGGCGCGUGCGUGCGGUCCGCGGACGAGGCUGCGUGUCGGGCGCUCAUCUCGGACCCGGCCACGCAGCAGGCGCCGAUCUUCUCGUGCACCGUCGGCGCGUACUCGCGCGACAGCUGGUGCUCGGAGAUGUACAAGGCGCAGCGGCCCCCGGUCAUGCUUGACCUGUCGCUGUUUACGAGCCUGAUCGCGCCCGCCCCGGGCUGCCCCGACUGCCGUGUCGGUCGCGCACGCGCGAUUGGCAACUAUGCAGUCAUUACGGGCCCUCACGUCGACGGCGCGCUGGUCCUCUCGGUCUAUGAGCAGCAGGGUAAAUCCUGGGUCCUGCGGAGCCACGUGUCUGUCCCCGGCCUAUCCAGGGACGACGAGACGGACGAUCUCAGCCUGGCAAUGGAUUCCGACCACCUCGUCGUGGGUCUCCCCAGUCAGGGGUCCUCGGGUGCAGUCCACGUGUUGUGGUUGGACCACGCCCAGGGCCAGUACGUGUACGGCACGAUGAUCGUGACCCCGGACAAGGGUGACGCGCAGGACGAGGCCAAGGUGUUCGGUACCGCCGUGGCCGUGGAGAGCGGGGUCCUGGCCGUUGGCGACCCGCAGUCCGGCAAGGUCGAGAAGGGCAAAUACGUGCCCUCGGGCCGGGUCUUCGUGUUCGAGGGCCAGCGCGGCUCGUGGACGUUCCGCGAGUACUUCACUGACCACAAGCGGGGGGACGCUGGCAAGAGCUCGAGCUCGAAAGCCAGCGACAAGACGCGCGGGAAGGCGUGGCAGCUCGGUGCGUCGCUGUACAUUGCCCCGGGCGGCGACGCGAUCGUUGCGGGCGCCCCCGGCGUCGGCGACAAGGGCGGGAACAACGUGGGCGCAGCGUACGUCUACCACCGCGACGGGUACGACAGCGACAGCGAUGACGAGGACGAGUGGAAGGACGCGCGCACGAAGCCCCUGGUCGAGCUGCGCCCGCCGCUGUCCAGCACGUCCUCGGAGUCCUAUAUGGGCACGGUGAUCUGCUCUGACGGCAACGAGCUCUUCGUCGCCUCAGUGUCGCCGACCACGGGCGCAACAGCCUCCCUGCUGAGGUUCCGCACCAACGACUUGUGGGGCCCGAACAUCUCGGACAAGAAGACGACGAUCGACGGUAGCGUCCUCCCCAUCCCGGGGACCACCACCGGCGACGUCAUCACGGGCUGCGCCGUCGACGGUGGCUUCCUCGUCGUCGGUAUUCCCGGUGCCGACAGCGGCGCGGGCGAGGCGCACCUCCUGCGCAAGGACUCGAACGGGCAGUGGAACACCGUUGCGACGUUUGAGGGUGCUCCCGGCGACAAGACUGGCAGCGCCGUCGCUGUGUCGGGCGACACGGUCUUCGUGGGCUCUCCCGGACGCGACGGGCCGGACAACUCCGCGGAGGUCCCCGAGGUCGACGCGGGCGCAGUGCUGGUGCGCACCAUGGACGACUUGGACGUCACUGCGCUGGUGCCGUGGCAGUGCAUCGAGGGAGUUCCCACCCCGGUGCGUGUGCUCGAGGACGGGUCGAUCCAGUGCCUCUCUGUCGACGGCGCGACUUGCGCGAACACGCCGACCCUUACGGCGUGCGAGGCGCUCGUUUCGGACCGCGAGGGGGGCCGCGACAGCAGCAUCGCGCUGCCUGGGUCGUCUGCUGGCCGCCGCCUCUCUGCGCGCCGCCUGCAGCUCGAGCCGAGCGCGACCGCGCGCGCCCAGGAGGCCCUGAUCCUACGUGCCACGGGUACCUACUGCUCCGAGGACACCACGGCGUGGUACACGCUUGCGCUGUUCGGCAACGCUGCUGACGUCGGCAACCCUAGUAUCGCCGCUGGCUUCACUUGGCCGCCCGUCGGGGGCGUGUUCGUGCCCGUCAAGGUCGGUGCCGCUGGUGUCUCGUGCUAUAGCGACAGCGGAAGCGGCGCUUGCCGCACUGCGACGUCCUACGCUGAGUGCUUCAGUCUCGGCACGUCCGAGGACUCGACGACGCAGCUGUGCCCGCCUCCCGCUACGAGGAAGGGCUACGACCAUUACUGCACGUCGACGCAGUCUCGCGUGCUGACGAUGGAGACUGGGUGGUCAUGCGAGGAAGGCAUCCCGACCCCUGUGCGCAAGGACAGCGCUCAGAGCUCGCUUGGCAGCAUCGAGUGCCUCGCGGACUCCUCGGGCGUGUGCCUGCAGACCCCGACCGUGGCCUCGUGCGCUGCGGCCGCCAGGGCGCCGCCGCAGGGCAGUCGCGCAGUCGUGCAGUGCGGUGCUGCUGUUUCGGCCCCGGCAUCGUGGUGCGACGUCGCCAUCGCGCAGCUCGCGAUUCCGGACUGGUUCUGGCUCGAGGACCGCCUGCCAAUGCCCGAGACGAGCAUUGCGGACGAAGCGGUCAUCGGUCGCCCCGCUGGCUGCCCGAGCUGCCGCGUUGGACGCGCCGUCGCCCUGCUCAACGACGUCACUGUCGUCGCUGGCCCGGCCGGACGCACCAGUGCGUACCUGGCGGUGUACGAGGCCGUUGACGGCGGAAGCUUCAGCGAGUACGUGCUGAAGCAGUACUUGCGCGCGACCGAGGUCGGCUCUGGCGAUGACUUCACCAAGGUCGUCCUCGACAUCACCGAAGAAUUCAUCGUGGCGGGCUUCCCCGAACAGGCAGGCCGCGGUGCCGCGCACGUCUGGUCGUCCAGGUCUACGAACGACGGCAGCACGGCGCAGUGGGCCUACAUCGGCAUGGUGGUGCCCGACGCCACAAUGCAGGCCGCCACGUUCGGCUCGUCCGUCUCUGUCCGCGGCAACACGCUCGCGGUCGGUGACGCAGGCGCCGACGCCGUGCACCUGUACCGCCUGGACGACGGCCAGCCCCUGGUCGAGGUCGCGCGGCUGGUGACCCUCACGGGGCCGGAGAGCUCGCUCUUCGGCGCGUCGGUGGCGGUCGGCGGCAGCGAGGAGGCGGUCGUCGUCGGCGCUCCGGGUGAGCCCGGCGCCAGCGGCGCCGAUGUCGGCGCUGCGUACGUGUACCUGCGGCCGGCGUCAGGGGCGUGGGGCGAGAGCGAUGGUGUGCCCCUCGUCGAGCUCCGGCAGCCGACGCACGGCUCGGACUCCGGGACGGAGACGGGCGUCGCGGUGUGCGCAGAUGCCGACACUGUCGUCGUCGGGUCGACCGCGUCCAGCCCUGGCACAACCAUCCGGGUGUUUGACGGUGCCGACCUCUGGGGCGCCAACCGCCCGACGCAGCCCGUGCUGCUCACGGGCACCGGCGUCAGCGUUGCAUCGGCCGCCUUGCCGGUCGCGUCGUGCUCGGUCGCAGGCUCGACGAUCGUCGUCGGCACGCCCACGGACAACAGCGGCGCUGGGUCGGCUCACUUGGUCUACCGCGGCCCUGCCGGCACCUGGGAGGCCGAGUCAGUGAUCGACGGAGCCGCCGCUGGCGAUGCGCUCGGCUCGUCUGUCUCGACGGACGGCGUCAAGAUCGCCGCGGGCGCGCCUGGCGUCGACGCGUUGCCUGGUUUCAACGGCUUCGGGGGCAUCGACGCCGGCGCGGCCUACCUGCGUUCGAUCGACGUGCUGAUCUCCCUGACUCAGUGGACGUGCGUCGAGGGCGUCCCGACGGCCCUCCGCCUGGCUGUUGACGGCACGAUCGAGUGUCUGUCAUACGACAAUGGCCAGAGCUGCGCGUCCCUGCCGUUCGCCAGCACCUGCCAGGCUGCCCUCGCAGCGCUCCCGAACACCCCCGUGGUUGCGGUGCGCGCACCCUGUGCUGGUGCGGGUCCGGAGUGGUGCACGGAGGCGGCCGUGCGCCUGUACGCUGACACGUAUGGCUGGGAGUGCAGGUCGUGGGCCACGUUCCCCUUCAGCAUCACCGCGUCGGGCGACCUUGAGUGCCUCAGCACCAACGGUGCCACGUGCCUGCAAACGCCGACCGUCGACCAGUGCCUCUCGGCCGUCGCGGCUUCGUCCAGCGCCUCUGGAGUGGUCACGUGCAGCGGCAGCUUCUCGGACCAGUCCGCGUGCGGGCAGCUGUACGCCGCGGCGCUGACCUCUGCCACGUCGUGGCAGUGCGUCAGCGACGAGAUCGCGCCGGUCGUGCGCCUGGUCAGGCUGAUGGACUCGGACCCCACGGGUGUCGAGUGUGCGGCGUCUGGCGGGGCGUGCGCGACGUACAGCACCGUGCAGGACUGUGCCGCUGCCGCCAUGGCAGGCGGCACGGGCUCCACGCUGCUGUCGUGCCAGAACGAGUUCUGCAAGUCGGCGCUGCUGACACUCUCGCUCUUCGAGUACGGCUGGGCCUGCACGGAGAACGCCAACUCCCCGCCGCUCCGCCCCGGGGCGACUCCCGGCUCUGUGGAGUGCAUGACGUGGGACAACGCUGGGUGCGCGGUCGCCGAGACGCAGGAGCAGUGCAUGGUGACCGUUCGGACCGGCAGCGCGUCGCUGUCCUCCGGCGGCGAGGUCUGCGACGACGUCGACUUGGACGAGCGCGGCAGCUUCUGCUCGCUGGGGCGCCACGAGCUCACUCGCCGCCUCUUCAGCGGCUGGCGCUGCUUCCACGGCAUCAACACUCCCGUUCGCGCUGGCGCCUCGGGAGAGAUCGAGUGCCUCAGCGUCGACGGCCUCACCUGCCGCACGACGUCCUCCGUGAGCGCUUGUCACGCGGAGGUGGCGUCGGUGGUUCGCGCAGCGGACCACCCCGGCCUCAACUGCGGGCCCCCCAGCGAGGGCGGCCUCGGGGACUCCCGCUGCAUGGCCGCGCUGCUCGAGCUGCGCAGGUUCACCAUCGACUCCGCGGCCUCCGCGACGAUCGAUGCCCAGCUUGUUGCGCCGACGCAGCUCGGCGUGAUGGCUCCGUUCCAGCCGUGCCCGAACUGCCGCUUCGGACGGUCGAUCGCCGCGCACCGCGACUGGGUUGCCGUGGUCGGCCCCCCGGGUCUGGCGAACAGCUUUGUCGCCAUCUACAAGGAGACGUCGCCGCAGUCGUACUCGCUGCACCAGAUCGUCACUCCAGACAUCCUGACUGUCGACGACAACUUCGAUGACGCCAAGGUCGCCAUGGACGACGGGCGUCUCGUCCUGUCCGUGAGCGGCCUGUACGGCAAGUCCCCGUCCGGACACGUGGGCCCCAUCUACGUCUUCGAGCCCCAGCCCGUGGCCGGUGGCAACGUCGAGUGGAAGCCGACUGGGUACCUGCGCAGGCCGGCCAGUGCCAGCAGCAGCUUCGGCUCGCAGGUCGCGAUCAGCGGGGACACUAUCGCUGUCGGCGACCCGGGCGCCGACGCUGUCCACGUGUUCGAACUUCUGCCCGCGACGGGCGACUGGCUGCUCUCCACGACCAUCGGCGGCGGCACCGGCUCCGGCCUGGGCUCCUCGGUGUCGCUCGUGGGCGACGGGUCCGUCCUGCUCGCCGGUGCGCCUGGCGAGGAGGAUGCCGGUGUUGCACGCGUGUACCACAGGCCCAGCGGCGGGUCGUGGUUUGAGAGCCGCAAGAUCACGUCGGCGACGGUGCGCCACGAGAACAGCAGGUCGGACGCGGGCGCGAGGUUCGGUUCGGUUGCGUGCAGCGACGGCCUGACCGCGGUCUUCACGUCGGUGUCUGGCGGCGAGGACCGCAAGCCCGCCAUGCACGCCAUCUCGCUCAGCACCGUCACGACGGACGGCCCGAACACCGCGACCCGCGUCGAGAUCGCCGGGAACGACUUCUCGGAGCCGAUCGCGUCGUGCGCCGUCAAGGGCAGCUGGAUCCUGGCGGGGGUCCCCAAGGAAGACCUCCCAGGUGCUGACUCAGGGGCGGCGGUGCUGCUGCACAGGCAGCCCGACGGGGUGUGGACGGAGAUGGUCCAGCUCGACGGCAAGGUCCCUGGCGCGUCGCUCGGCGCCUCCGUUGCGUUUACCGGCCUCGCGCCCACCCUGCCCCAUUUCGACUAUCCUGGGCUGCUUGCGCCCGGCAUGGCGCUGUUCGGCGCCCCCGGCGGGCCCGGCGGCAGGGUAGUGUCCGCGAUGACCAACCUGCUCUCUCAGGCGACGCCGUGGAUCGAGGUCACGUACCGCAAGGACUUUGACAGUCUGCGGACGCACGCGGUGGUGCAGCUCCUUGCCAACGGACGACUCGCGUGCGCGCGGAGCAUGACGGGGUCCCCGCUCACCGCUCCCUGCGCGGAGUUCGACCCUGCGACGAACGGCAACGCCGCGGCGCAGGCCGCCGCCUUCGUCAACACGCUCAACGCCCACGAGUUCUCGGGGAACUUCGUCGUGGCCUGUUCGGACGAGCAGGAGCGCGACCCCACGCACCCGUGCAGCACCAAGGCCAGUAUCUUCCAGCAGGUGUACGGCUGGACGUGCGCGCCCGGCCAGAACGUGCCGAUUUCGCUCGACGCAACCGGCGGCACUAUCAACUGCCUGGCGGGCGAAAACCAGAACGACGCCGUGGCCUGCGCGCGGUUCGCGACGCUCGACGAGUGCAACGACGCCAUCGUCGACAACUUCAGGCCCCGGCCGACGUCGGGCGGCGGGUCCGCGUCCGGCGAGGAGACCUUGGACUGGGACAUUAUUAAUAUCAUGUGCAACCUGGGCGCGUACCCGGCCGGAUCGGAGUGCUUCAGGGCGCAGCACCACCUCGUCUCGGGGCUGUCGACCAACACGUACGGGCUGACGUGCAUCAACGACGACAGCCCGCCGCUCGCGAUCGCGGCGGACGGGAGCAUGAUUUGCCCCAAGGCGGGGUCGUCGAACUCGUGCAUGCAGACCACGUCGGUGGAGGACUGCCACGCCUUCCUCCUGGGCGCGACGCAGGCGCAGCUGCGCGCGGUCACCACGUACUGCCCGACGCCGGGCUCGUGCCUGGAGACGCGCGUGCCUCUGUUCGCGGCCAACUACGACGGCUUCACCUGCGUGCACGACUCGACGGCGAUGCCGCCCGUGCGCGUCGUCCGCGGAGAGUUCGGAUCUCCGAACCGUGUCGAGUGCAUGUCCCUCGACGGGCAGACGUGUGCGUUCCCCGGCGACAUCUCGGAGUGCUUCACUUACGUGAACCAGCAGGGCGAGAACCCGGCCGUCACGGGGAUCGCGUGCACCGCGGACGACGUCAACGUGCCCGGCAGCUGGUGCGGCCGCGCCCGCCACGAGCUCGUGCAGCGCCUGUGGGGCUGGGAAUGCCUGCCCACAGUUGAGACUCCUGUCCGGCUGGAGCCCGACGGCAGGCGCAUCCGGUGCGCCACGAGCCCGGCGAACCCCGCCGGCGGCGUGUCGGAGUGCCUGGUCACGGGCGACCGCGACGCGUGUUACGAGGCGAUCAUCGACCAGGACUUCGACGUGUAUCCCCUGGAGCCCUACUCCAGCCCGGUGUGCGACGGCCUGGACCCCAUCCGGUCGCUCUCGCAGCUGUGGUGCGUCAAGGCCGCUCAGCAGCUGGUGCGUCAGCCCAUUGCGGAGUCCGUCGACCCCGUCACGCGCGAGGUCCUGGACCUGGUGCCUGGCGACAGGCCCACUACCACGCAGAUCCUCGUCGAGGGCAGCGCACGCGUCGGCCGCUCCGUCGCGGUCCGCGGCAAGCUCAUGGUCGUCGCCGGCCCCGCGGGGCAGGCCUCUGGCUACGCUCGGGUGUAUGGCCUGCAGCCCGACGGCACGUGGCUGCGCGUCUACGACAUUGAGCCUCACUUCGAGCAGUCGAGCUUCGACAGCUACGACAGGAUGGCCGUCGACACCGACGGCGAGAACAUCAUCGUCGGAUGGGUCCCGCACGCGCCGGGAUCCGGCCGCGUCGCGAUCUACCGCGACAUGGGAGGCUUCACAUUCACCAAGGUGUUCGAGACGCGCAGGACGGGGUCCGUGUCGGCCAGUACCGGCGCGUUCGGCUCCAGCGUCGCGAUCCGCAACGGCGUCGCCGCGGUGGGCGACCCGGACUUCGACCGCGGGUACGGUCGCGUCGAUGUGUACGCGCGGGCUGCCGGAACGUACGUGUGGUCGAACGUGGCGGUGCUGCUCGCGGGGUCGGGCUUCCCGAACGCGCCGCUGGCUGACAGGUCGUGGUCGUUCGGCGGCAGCGUUGCCCUGUCGGAGGACGGCAAGGUUCUUGCCGUCGGUGCGCCGCUGGUGAAGAAGGACGCUCGGGACGACGCCCCGGAGAGCACGGGCAAGGUGUACGUGUUCACGAGCCUGGUGACGGGCUGGACGGGCGUGCAGAACGCGCGCGUCGAGAUCAACGGUCCCGGGGAGGCAGGAGAGGAGUUUGGCAAGGACGUGUCGGUGGACCAGUCCGGCAUCGCGGUGACGACGUCAGCGUUCGACGCGUCGACCGGCGUCGUGGCCCGUGUGUGCCCGACGCCGGCCGGUGGAUGGGCGAAGCUGCCGAUGCGCUCGCGCAGGACCUGCGAGGACGUGACGUACACCGACGACGGCACCUUCGGCAGCGACGGCGCAGUGUACAGCGCAGCCCUCAGCGGCGACUCGCUCGUCGUCGGCAUGCUGCCUGCCGCCGGCGCUCUCGGCCGCAUCGCAUCGUUCCGGCGCAGGGUCGACGGUUCUUGGGCUGAGAUGAACACCGUCUCCUCCCCGAACACCAACGCACCUGUUUCCACGUCCUUCGGCGCGGCGGUGUCCGCGGACAACAACACUGUCGUCGUCGGCGACCCGGACCAGGCCGCCGGGCGGAUCGUGGUCUAUGGGCAGCUCGAGCUCACGGGCAUCAGUGAGUGGCAGUGCAUCCUGGACGUGCCGUACCCGGUCCGCGUCGGACCGUCUGGCGACGUCUGGUGCCUGUCUGUCGAUGGCGACGUCUGCCUCGGCCCGCAGCCCGGCCAGGUCUGCACGGACGUGCUGAACACGGUCGAGGUACAGUCUGCAUUCCUCGACUUGAAGCUCAUGCGCGCCGUCAAGUGCGCCGGUGCCGCGUACGACGACAAGUACAACCCGACGUGCCAGCGCACGAGCCCCGUGCUCUACGAGCGCCUGUACGAGUGGACGUGCAUGGACCACGGCCCGGACUCGCUCGCGCCCACGCGCCUCACGUUCUACGACGACGACAUCGAGGACGACCGCGCAGUGCGCCUCGAGUGCACUGCCGACGCGGCCGGGCCCGAGGGUUGCGCCGUCGAGCCGAACAUGCGCGCGUGUCUGCGUGCAGCUCAGGCUGCGGGGGAGAGCGCGACGGUGGACGCGCGUGCUUGCACCCUCGAGGAGUUCGGCAACCGCACGUCGUGGUGCGCGGGCGCGCGCGAGCAGUACCCGGCGUCCGUCCACGGCUGGCGCUGCUUCGACGGCGUCGAGACCCCCGUGCGGACGCGCGGCGUCCAGGAUGUGGACUGUCUGUCUGAGGACGGCGGCGCCACGUGCACGGUGGUGCCGACGGUGCAGGCGUGCAUCGCCACCGUGAUCGACGCGCACGAGCUCGGCGUGGCGACGCCCAUCGAGAACGCGUGCGGAACGAGCGCGACGCUGUCGUGCAACGCUGCGCGCACGCUGCUGUUCGACGCGGACUGGCUCUGGACGUGCCUGGACGACGGCACCGGCGACGUGUACACGGUUGCGGUCGACCAGGAGGGCCCCACGGCCAGUGCCGCGAGGUGCCUCGAGCAGAGCGCGGGUGUGUGCUUUAUUGACAGCACCAUUCAGGCCUGCUUCGCCAACCUGCGCACGCGCCUGCAGAGCUGGGACCCCAACGCGCCGAUCACCGCCGAACAGCCGACGGCUGCGCUCACGCGCGCGUCGCACACGCUGUACGACUUCCCGCCGGCCGCGUCCCCCGGAUCCGGAAAGCCCGUCGCACACACGCUGCCCUGCCCGCACUGCCGGCUCGGCCGCCUGAUGUCGGUCGACGCAGGCACGCUGGUGCUGGCUGGGCCGCCGGGGCUCUCCAACGGCGGCGCCUCGGUGUACCAGUCAGUCGCUGGCGUCUGGCGCUUCCAGCAGACGCUUGACGCGUUCGUGCGCACCCUCGCGGACGACGUGACCUCGGUCUCGGUCGCGGCCGGGGUCGUCGCCGUCGGGCUGCGACAGGAGCUCGGCAGCGUCGUCAUGGUCUUCCGACUGGAGGGUCCAACUGGCCAGCAGGUGUACGAGGAGAAGAACGCGCUCAGCCUCCCGCCCGGCGCGCCCGGCGUUGCAAUCGGCGUGACGGACCAAGGCACCACGUACCUCGUGGUGACUGAGGCGUCCUCUCCUACCACCGUCUACGACGUCACGUCGCCUGGCGCUCCGUCACCGGUCUUUGUUUUCAACCCGUGCAGCUACACGCAGAUCGGGCACGGCGGGCCCGGUAUCUCGAAGGACGGCUCCACCGCGGUGGCCUCGUGUGCGAGCGCAGCGUUUGCGCGCCGCACGUACGGAGGCGACGAGCUCCGCCUCGUGCUCCCCAGCGGCAUGUCUGUGUCGGGCGGGGCGCCAAGCGUCGACUCCUCGGGGUCCAUGGCCGCGUUGUCCGCGGUCGGCAUCGGAAAGUCGGCGGCGUACGUGUACCUCCUCCCGUCGGGGGUGUUUGGCAGCAACGACCUCACCGGCAUUGAGCUGAUUCCUGCCGGCGUGACGACGCAGCCAAUGAGUGCCCCGUCGGUGCACAACGGCCUCAUGGCCGUCGGCGUGCCCGCCCUGGGCAAGGCCUCCGUGUUCCAGAUCGGCCUGGCGAACCUGUGGGCCGAGAAGGCCACAGUGACCUCGCCAACGCUCGCUGACGGCCCCAGCACGGGCGACUUCGGCGCGACCGUCGUGAUGGACGACCUGUCGCUGGUCGUCGGAGCUCCGGCCGCGGAGGGCAUCGCCCGGGCCCCCAACUCGGGCCUGGUGACGUCGAACCGCUUGACGGCCCUGGGGCUUGGCAGCAACCUGCUGCAGGUGACAUCGGUGCAGCUGCCCGACCUCGCCUCCCUGCCGGUCGGAUGCUCGUGCACGGAGACCGUGUCGGCGGUGUGCGAGGAUGUCGCCGUGGUGGCCUGCCGCACGCCGUGCACGGCAAACAACUUUUCGCUCGUGGGUCAGGCUCUGGCACUCGGCGCCGACGGCGGCUGGUUCGCUGCUGGCCGCCUCGAGGUGGACCUGACUGUGUCGCCGGGCGUGAGCGCGGUGCACUCCGCGACUUGCCGGUCAGGCGUCGCUUCCUUCGGAGUGACGCCGUCGACGGGCAACUGCGCUGACCCGGGAUGCAUCCUGGCGUUCGAGCUCGAAGGGGACUCGAACGUGAAGUGGGUGGUGCGUGGCUUCACGCCCCGCCCCGGUGCGGAGCUGUCGCAGAUCGGAGCCAUGAUCAAGUCAUCCAACGGCGUGAUGGUCACGACUGCUACGACUCCUGGGACGCCUGCCGGCGCGAUCCUGCACGUCCAGCUGCCGACCUCGUUCCUGGCGCUCAAUGUGCUCCCGGGCCUGCCGUUCUCGCCCGACUUCAGCGCGGUGUACGCAGGACUGAGCGUUGACGGCACUGCUGUUGCUGUCGGCACUCCUGCUGGCGUGCUGGUGUACAGCUCGGUGGGCUCCAACUGGAUCCAGGUGUCCGGACCUGUCGCAACCGUGUUCAUGCUCCCCGGCGAGCUGGUCACGGGCUUGUGCAUGGGCGACAACGGCGUCCUGGCCGUUCUCACUCCGAACAACGUGAUGAUCUUCGAGGCCGAAGGAGGCUGGGGCAAGCUGCCCCAGGGCACGGUCGUCAGCGCGACCCAGCGCAACCGCGCUCUGGGCACCCCCAGCAGCAUCCCGCCGGGAUCGUUCGGGUCGUGCAAGGUGCAGGGCAGCCUCCUGCUCGUUUCCACGACGAACUGGGCGCCGUCGGUGCUGCCGGAUCAGCGGGGCACGGUGCAAGGCUACACCCGCUCUCCGGACGGCCAAUGGCGCUGGGCCCGAACGGUCACGCCUCUGUCGACCGGCCCCGCAACGGGGGCACUGUCCCCCGUCUUUGGCACGCGGAACUCAAUCGCCUUCGACGGCGCAACGCUCGGCGUCUCGACCGGCGGGCCGCCGCAGAUCUACCUUGCGCAGGCCUCGGACGUCGCGACCGACGCCGCCGGCGCCUUCACGAAGUCGCCUGUCUCUGACGGUCGCAGCGAGUAUGCCAACGGUGGUGGCGGCGUCGAGCCCAUCGCUUGCCCGGGCUGCCGCAUGGGCCGCACGGUGGCGGUGCGCGGGUCGUGGAUGGUCGCGUCCGGGCUGACGGGCGACAACGUCGUCGUCGUCAUCGUGUACAGGUUGCUGUAUGGACUGCGGUGGGAGUACUGGCAGGCUUUCACCGGGAACGCCUGGGUCAGCACGACCGACGUGGUCGCCAGCGACGGCCGCUGCAUCGCCGUGGGCGUCCCCGUCCGCGGCCUCACUGGAGCUGUCGACAUGUACGAGCUAGACGAUUUGGCCAAGAUCUUUGUCUCCGCUGGCCAGGUCACGGGGCCCGCCGGGGCCGUCAACUUCGGCCAGGAGGUCUUCGUGUACGGCCGGACCAUGGUCGUGACGGACGCGCGGGGAGCUGCGUACGUUUACCGCAGGGAGGCGGCCGGCUGGGGCCUGGCACUGUUCGUCGACCCCGUCUCGUACGGGGUGACGGUCGACGUGGCCAUCAUGCCGGGCGAGCAGGCGAUCGGCCUCGUCGGCGACGACGGGGUCGUGACCAUGCUCGUGCGUCAGGGCACGUCUGGCGGCUGGAGCGUCCGCGACCCCGAUGACGACGUGGUCGCGCCCGUUGAGGCCGAGUACUGCGGCGAGUUCGACAUCGCUGCGUACUUCGCACGCAACCCCGCGGAGCAGCAGCUCCGUGACGCGGCCGCUGCGCAGUGGCGCGUCGACAACGACAUCUCGGUUGCGCCGUACGAGGGCAUUUUCCUCCUACCUGUCACUCCGCCGUUCGCUGGGUCCGCAGCGGUCGUGUCCGACUGGGCUCGCGACGGCACGCGGGAGGGCAGCAUCGUCGGCAGCACCCUGCGCGGGCUCCCCGACUGGCGGGCGUACAUCAGGCGGGCUGGCCAGCAGCCGGCGCGCGACCCUGUUGCCGCGCGCACUCAGGCGCAGGCGCUCCUCCAGAGCCGCGGCGGCGCCACCGAAGCGUGCAUCUCGCCCUCGGUGCAGCGGUGCGUUGCGGCGUCGACGAACGCGCUCGUGCUCGCCUCCUGGUCGAAGGAGGGGUCGCUCAAUGUGCCCAACUGGCAACUGACGGCCGUCGCCUUUGACAAGGACGACGACUGGGCUGCCUCGACGUUCGCGGUCCCCGGCGUCUUCUCGUCGCUCGGGCCGUCCGCUGACGUUGCCUGUGCCGCGGCGGGGAGCGCUGUCGCGCUCAGCCCGCAGACCAGCGACGAGACAAAGCGCAAUGUGUACCUCCUCAAGCGCACCGCUGCGUCUUGGAGCGUGUUCACCACGCUGCGCUCUGCCAGCCUCCCCGGGCCGCACACCAACCUCGGGAGGGACCUGGCCAUGGACGGCUCGUGGCUCGUGGCCGGCGCUUCGCCGUCUCUGAGCAACCCACCGAGGCCGCCUGGCGCCCCCCUGAACAGCGGUGCCGUCUACAUCUACUCGUUUGACGCCCUCGGCCUGCCCAAGGCGCUGCGCUACCUCCCGAUCUCCGAGCGCCUGACGCCGGCUCCGGACAACCUGUGCUCUGGCUGCCUGUACGGCGCGUCUGCCGAGGUUGACGAGUCGCGCCUGUUCGUCGAGGACAAGGACGGCGUCGGGAUCCUCGCGUACGACCCCGUCGAGGGCUGGGAGCACACUGCGAGGAUCGACGGCACCUCCGUCCUCCACGUUGCGUCGCACGGGCGCACGGUUGCGGUGAUGCUCACGGACCUGACCCUCCGGGCGUACUGGGGCAGCCCGACCGGCGACGAGUGGGCGGAGCAGGUACUUGCGCUACCGCAGGACUACGCCGUCAUCGACGGCGCGGUCCCGCUGGCGAUCGAUGGCGAGUCCCUGGCGGUGCGCGCCCGGCACAGCAGCGGGACGGUCGUUGUGCUCAUGUACCAGCUGGUGGGCUCGCUCUGGGAGUUCAGCCGCGUGCUGCGGCCCGGCGUUGCGCCCGUGCGCGAUCCGACCGUGUUCGGGAACCGCAUUUCUUUCGCCGACACCGGCCUGCUCGUUGUCACGGACCACUCCGUGGGCGCGAACGCUGGCAGCACCGGAACGAACGUCGCGUCGAGCCAGGCAGUGGUGAAGCUGUACUCCGGCGGCCGGCACGCGUGCGCCAUCGACGACGACGAGGCGCUCAAGUGCUGGGGAGACGGCCUCUCCGGGCAGACCAUCCAGCCUGGCAGCUUCCAGUGGACUGCCGCCGGCCUCGGGGACGAUCACACCUGCGCCAUCACGAUCACGGGCGACAUGUACUGCUUCGGCAACUCGGAUGAUGGGAAGAUCGAUGUUCCAUCCCUGUCGGUCGGCGUAUGGACAGGUGUGGCCGCUGGCAAGAAGCACACAUGCGCCAUCGACUCUUCCGGGACCGCUCGCUGCUUCGGCGACAGCUCGAACGGGAAGCUGUCUCCUCCCGCCGGCGUAAAGUUCUCGUCUUCUGUUGCCGCGAGCGACUCGGCGUCGUGCGCGAUUACAACGGCCAAGGCGAUCCGUUGCUGGGGCAGUUCCACGGGUCGGCAGACCACGCCGCCUACGGGGGCGAACUUCCUUUCUAUUGCCGGUGGCGGUGCGACGUUCUGCGCCAUCAGGAUCGACGGAACGAUGGUGUGCUGGGGCGCGAACGACAGUGGACAAAGGACGGUGCCGACGCUGCCUUCGGGGGUGACCUGGGCGAACGUUGCCGUCGGCGGGCAGCACGUUUGCGCCGUUGAUUCUGUCGGCACGAUGCACUGCACCGGUGACGCCGCGCUGGGCGCCACGGAGAUUCCAGCGGGCUUCACCUGGUCGCUGGUCUCGGCCGGCGACGGACACACGUGCGGCCUGACGACCACGGGCGUGCUCCGCUGCUUCGGCGAGGUCGGGCGCUUCGCGGGUAGCACCGCGCUCAACCAGCCGCCCAACCUCGUCGACUUCAAGUUCUCUCCGGCCCCCGCUGCCGAUGGCAUCCCAAUCGUGCUCACCUCCGGGCCUCUGCACACUUGUGGCGUGGACUCGAAGGGCACCAUGCGCUGCUGGGGCUCGAACCAGGAUGGCUUGCUCGAGUCGGACACGUACCUGCCCGCCGGCGGGUCCUGGGGCCAGGCUGCGGCUGGCAAGGGCCCCGUCAUGUGCGCGCUGCCGAGCGAUGGGCGUCUGCGCUGCUGGGGCAACGGGCAGUACGGCCAGACGACGGUGCCAAGGCUGGGCUUUGACGAGUCCUGGGUCGAUUUCGCCGUCGGCGAUUUCCAUGCCUGCGGCAUCACCAGCGAGGGACAGGCAACGUGCUGGGGGUCUGGCCAGGACGGCGAGCUCGAGCCUCCGGAGCUGUCGCCUGACAGCGCGACGUGGACGGCGAUCACGGCCGGGCACAAGCACUCCUGCGGGCUGACGUCUACGAACAAGGCGGUCUGCUGGGGCUGGAACGUUGAGGGGCAAACCGACGUGCCGAAGCUGUCGGGCGGGAAGCGCUUCGUCUCCAUCUCUGCGGGCACGAACCUGACCUGCGGCGUGGACUCGAGCGGCGGUGCACGCUGCUGGGGCGACGCGGCGCUCGGAGGGCUCGACGUGCCGGUGCUGCCCCGAGGAGACGCCUGGGCUUCGAUUUCCGUGGGCGCUGACUCUGUCUGCGGUGUCGACACCGCCGGCGUCCUGCGGUGCUGGGGCGCGAACGUCGCGGGGAUCACGCAGGUCCCGACUCUGCCGGUGGGCAUCGUAUGGGCGAACGUCGCCACUGGCCCCCGCCACGUCUGCGCGGCUGCGACGAACGGCCGCGUUGUCUGCUUUGGCGACGGGCGUUCCGGGGCGCUGCAGGCCCCGAGCGUCCGCCCUGACCUUACAUGGCCUGAGAGUCCGAGCGUGUCGGGCAACAUCCGCCUUGGAUACCGCACGUUGACAGCCGGUGACGGGUUCUGGUGUGGAAUCACUUCUAACGGCGGCAGCAUUCGCUGCGAGGGACAGUUCUCUUCCGGCUCCACGGUCGCAUCUGCUAUUCCGGCCCUCGGCGCCGGCCAGCAGUGGAUUUCGGUCGAAGCGGGCACGGACCACGUGUGUGCGCUCAGCUCUGCUGGAACGCUCUCAUGCUUCGGCAACUCUGGUUCAGGACGCCUCACGCCGCCGAGCCAGGCGAACGGCUUCAAAUGGGUGGCUGUCAGCGCCGGCGCGGAGCACACGUGCGCCAUCGACAACUCUGCGGCCAUGUCGUGCUUCGGAAACGUUGCGGACGGGCGCACCGCUGUUCCGAAGAACGUCUUCUGGUCGGCUGUCGCGGCCGGCGCGCGCACGACCUGCGGUAUCGACAUCGAAGGCUCGCUGUACUGCUGGGGCUUCGUGCUGGACCGGACCUAUCCCAAGAUCCCGUCCGACCGUCUGUGGGUGUCCAUCUCAGCUUACGGGCGCGUUACCUGCGGCGUUGACUCUGCCGGGGCUGUCCGGUGCUGGGGCGGAGACGACGCCGAGGGCGACACAGGGGUUGGUCUGAAGUUUGCUGAGGUGCCCAACCUGCCCGACGGCGCCGCCUGGGCGUCCGUCGAGGUCGGCCCGGAGCACGCAUGCGGCGUCGACACUCAGGGCGGCAUGGCGUGCUUCGGCAACAAUGCCGACGGACAGGCGACGGUGCCCGCAGUUGCGCGCGGGACGACCUGGGUGGCCGCCGCCCCUGGCAACACGUUCACGGCAGCGAUCACGUCGACUGGCGCGAUCGAAGUCUUCGGGACCGGCGUUGCAGGAUUUGCGUCCACCCCGCCGUCGCCGUGGGUUGCGAUGGCUGCCGGUGGCGCGGCAACUUGUGCGCUCACCAGCACUGGGGCCGAGUGCUACGGGGCGUACCCUCCGGGCGCGCCCAACUUGCCUUGGAGUCAGAUUGCGAUCGGCGCGGACUUUGCCUGCGGCAACCACGCGUCAGGCGUGCAGUGCUUCGGCGAGGGCCCGGCUGCUGCCCUUCCCGCAUCGUUGGCGGGAACUGUCGCGGGCUGGAGCGGAUCGCCGUCCCCGAUUUCGGCCGGCCACGAGCACGCUUGCAUCAUCGACUCCGCCGGCGGGCUCACCUGCUUCGGGCGGGACGUCGACGGUCGUACUGCCGUUCCGGGCUUGCCCGUCGCGGCUGACCGCUGGUACAGAGUUGCAGCUGGCGACGUCGCGACCUGCGGCACGUAUGCGCCGCCCGGGUUUACUCAGAGCACGCUGAUCUGUUUCGGCGACUCCCGCGUUGUGGACGACCUCUUGAACAUCGGAAACCGCUUCCGCACGUGGACUGAUCUCAGUGCCGGAGGAAAGCACUUCUGCGCCAUCGAGAGCACUGCGUCUGGCGGCGUCCUAGUGUGCUUCGGAGUCAACGACGUUGGGCAGGCAACAGUGCCGGGAACGAACGCUGUGGGCGGCUGGACCAAGGUCGACACGGGCCUGCUCCACACCUGCGCGCUGGAUUCCGAGGGGACAAUCGCCUGCUUCGGUGACAACGCUGCCGGGCAGCUCGACGUGCCGCCGCUGGACACCGGCGUCGCGUGGGCCGACGUUGCCGCCGGCGACUUGCACAGCUGCGGUCUCACGGACGAGGGAAGCAUUCUCUGCUGGGGCAACGGCGAGGCAGGGCAGACGUCGGUGCCCGUGAAGGACAGGAGCAACGUUCCCCUCGAUGAGUUGUUCGAGACGGAGCCGGAGCAGCUGCGGCCGCCUCUGGCGCGUUCGGUGUGGAACCAGGUCAGCGGCGGGCGGGCGCACGCGUGCGCGCUGCAGAGUCUCGGCGUGCCGAGAUGCUGGGGAGAAAACAAGGAAGGACAGGGCGACGUGCCAGCCCUGUCAACAUCGACGGCAACGUGGGUGCAGAUCAGCGCUGGUUCUGACCACUCGUGCGCCCUGGACAGCGCUGGGAAAUUCGUUUGCUUCGGCAAGGACGUGGGUACCACGUCUCCAGCCGGUAGGACGGAUGCGUACGCAGUUGCGGCGGGCAAGACGCACACGGCAUGGAUUGACGUCGCUGGCAGCCUCAAGGUCCACUCGGGAGGUGCUACUCGCACGCUGGCGACACACACCUUCGCGUCGCUGAACUCCCUCGGACGCCUGUCCAGCACUCCGCUGCUCGUCUCGGGCGACGGCUUCUCGUGCGGCAUGACGACCUCGUCCGGCGUGCAGUGCGCGUCGGCAUCGGGGGGCCUGGUCAGCUACCUGGGCAUCACCGGCAGCAGCUUCGUUGCUCUCAGCGCUGGUCCCUCGUCCGCGCACAUCUGUGGCGUCCGGGCGGGUCGUGCGACCAUCACCUGCGCAGGAUCGAACGACAACGGGCAGACUUCUGUCCCUCUGUCGCAUGGGAGCGUGGCUUCCGGCGACUAUCAGGGGCCGUUCGUGACCGUGGCGACCAACGAGCAGUCCACGUGCGCUUUGAGCGCGGCAGGGCGCAUUGCGUGCUGGGGCACGGCGAGCGGCGUGCCUGCCACGCAGCUUCCCGGCGGCGUCAAGUACGUCGACAUUCUGAUGACCGACAACGCCAUGUGCGGCCUCGUCAGCAACGGCGACAUCAAGUGCUGGUCGUUGCCUUCGAAUCCGUUGCAGCUGGCGGCUUACUGGACCGCUCUCGAUCUCGGUGCCUUCCACGGCUGCGCGAUCGACUCUGUGUCCCGCCUGAAGUGCUUCGGCGACUCCUCGGCCGAGCAGGACGUCCCGGCCAACAUCGCGAGCGUGGAUACGAACCUGGUAUGGGAGCAGCUCAGCGUGUCCACGGCAAUCGACAACAUGAACCGGCUCGACGAGUACGCGGGCGGCCCGUACCACCACACCAUCGGCAUCGCGAGGAAUCCGACCACGGGGCGGGGCAGCAUGUUCACGUGGGGAGCGCCUUCGUUCAACGACGCACGGCAGAACCUCCUCAGCGCCUACGCCUCAGAAAGUUUCAAUGUCAUCUUCUUCCAGGGGAAGCCCUGGAGGAGCUUGCUCGGCUUCCCGCACCGGAACUACCGCGCCGUGUCCAGUGGGCGUAGGCACGGAUGUGCGCUGUUCGACCAGUUCGAUGACGGCGGCGCUGUCAGGGAGAGCGGUGUCCUCGAGUGCUGGAGCCCAGCAGGGACGGCAGGCCCGAGUCCCGUCCGGUGGGCUCACCAGAACUACGUCGCCAUCUCGUCCGGCUCCGACUUCAUGUGCGCACUCCACUCGAACGGCGGCAUCUACUGCUGGGACGCGGGCCAGACGAGCCCGGGCAUGUACGUCCCAGCGAAGCCGUCGGGAGGCUGGUCGUCGGUCGCAGCGGGCGCUGACCACGUCUGCGCGAUCAGGACCGGUGGAGGCAGCAUUGACUGCUGGUGUUCUGACCCGAACCCGCCCGCCGCGUCCCGGGACGUGUUGUACGACUUCACUGAAUCCGUCGCACCCCCGCCCGCCACCGAGACCCCAGUUCCGACGCCAGUUCCCACAGCAUCGCCUGCCGUUCCGGGCAGUCUCAGUCGUUCGCCGUACGCGCUCGCUAGCAACAAGGAAGGCUACACGCAAGGCUGGUCGAGGCGAACGGGCGACAAAAGAUGCACCGUACCUGCCGUUCCCGCGGGACGCACGUGGGUCUCGAUCGACGCGCUCGGAGACACCACCUGCGCGACGGACAGCACUGGCGCGUCAGACUGCUGGGGCAACAGGGGCUCCUGGCAGGAGCAGAUCCAGGAACCGACCGGCAAUGUGGCAAAGCUCUACGCAGGCAGGGCGUCUUGCGGCAUCAGCAGGGACGACCCCACAGUCAUCCUCUGCGCUCCCUCUGGAGCGGCGCUGGGACUCAGCAGCCCGCCCACUAUCGAAGUGUUCACGCCUGCGCCCGAGCUCAAGUAUGCCAAGAUUGUCAGCGGCGCCGACCACCACUGCGCCCUCGACACGGACGGGCAACUGACUUGCUGGGGCAGAGGAGGCGACGCAAUCACUCCUCCGCCCCUGCCACCCGGCAGAGUGUGGAAGGACGUGUCGGUGUCGACCGGGUUCGAGAUGCGUGGCCUGCGGGACACGUCCACGUUCCUGCAACGAACCUACGGGCGGACCUACGAGCACACGCUUGCUGUCGACAGUCUCGGCGAUCUGUACGUGUUCGGUUCGUACUGGCUCACAGUCCAGAAGCCCGCGGCCACGGGGAGGACGUACACUGCGGUGUCUGCGGGGCGACGCCUGAGCUGCUACCUGUACGACACGAGCUCCACGCCCGGCAUCAUCGACUGCUUCGGAGACCCGGGAGUCGGGGUGCCGGCCCUGUAUGGAGUCAAUAGACCUGAGUCCCCGCUACCCUUCGUCGGCAGCGCGCCUGCCAAGUACAUUGGACACUGGGACAAGAUCAGCACGGGCACGAACUUCGUGUGCGCGAUUCGCGGCGCAGACUCCGGUGGCACCCUGGACCCCCCCGCGGGCUCUCUGGCCUGCUGGGACCAAGAGAUGACGGAGCCGAACAUGUUUGUUCCCGCCCUCCCUCAGGACGCGACCGAGUGGGUCGACGUGUCCGCGGGCGCUGAUCACGUCUGCGCGAUCGACGACGUCGGCGGUCUGACGUGCUGGUGCCGCGACCCGGACCCGACGGACCUGCACUCCGGGUACCGCUCGACCUACGACUGGCUGGCCGAUGACGAGGAGGGCGGGCCGCGGGGGUCGCUGGCGAAGGCGCAGGACUUGGGCUUCAUCGACGGCGUCGGAUAUGUCUGCAACGCGAUCGGGUGUGCUGGGUACCCCGCGGGGUGGUCGCAGCGCAACAACGACCAGCGUUGCAACGUCCCAGUGCUCCCUGCGGGCAGGAAGUGGGCCGCGGUCGAUGCGACGGGCGACUCCACGUGCGGCAUUGACAACAAAGGUGACAUGCGCUGCUUCGGCCAGAACAACUUCGGCGAGACGGACGUGCCGUCCGACGCCCUCGACAGCGGCGAGAAGUGGGUCGCUGUUUCCGUCGGUGCCGCGACGUGCGGCAUCGGGACCAACGGGGGCGUCUCCUGCUGGGGCGACGACGCGUACGGCCAGACGACCAACGCCCCUGGCCCUCCUUCGCGCGGCGACGUCACCGACAACAUCCCGCGGCUGAACCUGCUCGUAAGGGACUUCGAGGCCACGUUCCUGGCCGCCCUGUACGACGUCCUGGUCCGGGCGCUGGAGGGUCCGGGUAUGUUGCCCCUCAGCCCCCUCCCCGGCAACCGCGUGGUGAUCCAGUGGGCCGUCUCUGGGGCUGACUCGGCGGUCACGGGCAUCGCGGCAGGCGGGUACCACACCUGCGGCAUCUCAUCGGGCGCGCUGCGCUGCUGGGGCGACGAUCUACGCGGCGCAACCUUCGCGCCGACCGGGGAGUCGUUCGCUUCGGUCUCGGCCGGACACAGCCACACGUGUGCCAUCACGCUCCUGGGCGAGCUCGUCUGUUUCGGCGACGCGUCGUUCGGACGAACCGAUGUCCCUCUGCCGACCCCGGGCGCCGCGUGGAGCCAGGUCGACGCCGGGUUCCAGCACACCUGCGCUGUUGACACCGCUGGCUCGGCGUUCUGUUUCGGCAGCGACACCGAAGGGCAGAGUACAGUGCCGGCGCUCCCCCGCGGCGGGAAGAUGUGGUCUGUCGUGUCUGCUGGCCUCUACCACACCUGUGGAGUGUCGGUAUCGGGCGCCCUGUACUGUUGGGGCCGUUCCAAGGAGGGGCAGACGUCUGCGCCGAUCACUGGGGUGACCCAGGGAUCUUACGUGACGGUCUCUGCAGGCGGCGCGCACACGUGCGCCAUCUCAGAGACGAGCGAGAUCUCCUGCUUCGGUUCCAAUGCAUUUGGGCAGACGUCUGUGCCCGCCACCACCGCGAACGAGGUUUGGUUGAGCGUCAGCUGCGGCCUGGCACACACGUGCGCAAUCAACGAAAACAGGAAUCUGAUCUGCUGGGGCGACGACUCGGACGGACAGGUGUCGGGCGUCCCCGGGCUCUCGAACCAGUGGACGUCGGUCAGUGCGGGCGACCGCCACACGUGUGCGACAUGGAAUGGUGCCAACCUGUACUGCUGGGGCCGCAACGAGGAGGGGCAGGUCUUCCCCGCCGCUCUCUCGACCGCAGCCCCCGGGACGUCCUCCUCCUCGGGCAUUUGCCGGUCCUGCGUCGAGCUGCGCGACGGGCUCUUGGACAUUGUUGGUGGAAGCGGCGUCGCACUCCCGGGCGGCACUGUCGGCAACAUCGGCGUCGCGUACGUGUACUCCAAGCCCGGCGGAGCCGGCGGAUGGGGCGAGAGCGGAGCGGACACGCCCGCGUCCUCGCUGUCGUACGCCUGGGCGUCUGCGCAGUUCACGGAGGCCUCCUUCACCGGCCGCGCUUUCGUCGUGUCAGAGGACGCUCAGGCCAUUCAGGCCGACAUCGAGGCGCUGUUGGCGCAGGACACCGGCUCGGACGUUCGGAGUGUCUCCCUCAGGAUUGCAAAGGCUGCGGCGUCCGAUUUCCUGACCGCGUACGACGCGAACGCGCGCACGGCGUUCCAGAACGAGGCCUUCAGCGUGCUGCGCAGUCUCGACACGGCCGUCAACAGGAUGAACACCCUCGAGGAAAGGCUGUGGCGCGAGGCGCGUGCAAGCAAGAGCUCGCCGACGGUGGUGCUGUCCACAGAAUUGGACCCGACGACGGUGUUCCCCCUGCCGACCAGCCUCGGGGCCUUCGCAGGCACUGCGGAUCACUACAAGACGUAUUCUCAGGUCCUCGGGCAGCUCAGCCUGCUCGGCGACAUGCUCGCGUCGUACUCAACAGGCAUCUCGUCCGUCGUCUUCGCGGAAGAGUACGCGCGGCGCACCAGCUACGCUAUCUACCAGGUGCUGAACAGCGCGGGCGAGACGGUCCUCCUGCCCCAGGCCACGGCGGACGUCAUCGCGAUCCUGCAGACGUUUGGGUUCCACGAGGCCCUCGUCGCAGUGCGCGGCGGCGGCACGAUCCCCAUCCGUUCCUCGUGGGAGAUUGACUUCUCGGCGACCGUGAGGUUCGAGGAGGGAGUCACGUACCGCCCCGAGGGCUUCCUGGGGCGCGACACCAUGUGCGCGGGCGGCGGGACUGUCGCGCUGUCUCAGGCGGCGUCGCUGCCGGCCGGUGACAGGGUGCCCGCCCUGUUCCUCUACGCUGACCUCGACCGCCUCAGGCCUGGCAGCCUCGAGGGCGUGCAGCGCGGCUUCCGCAUCGAGGCAUCUUCGUGGGCACCGUACGGGCUCGACGCGUCGCUCCCGACGCCGAAGUGCGCCGUCCACGGGGGGCUGCUGGUUGUUGGUCUGCCUGAUCUGGACGGCUACGUGGACCUGCGCGCGGGCGCCGUCGUAGCCUUCACCCGCAAGGUGAACGGCGCAUGGCAGCGUCUUGCGGAAGUCCGCGCCGCCGGCGGCGCAGGCGUGCUGCCAACGGCGUUCGGCGAGUCGCUGUCCACCGAUGGUAUCUCCAUUCUCGUCGCCGCACCAGAGUCGUCUCGCUCCAACGGCCUGCUCCCCAACGCAGGGCACCUGGCGGUCUUCACGGCCUCCGACAUCGGCCGGCAGGAGCCCGUCGGUGGCGCGCUGCUCGCCCGGCAGUACGCAAAGAACGACGGCAACGGCCCCGACACGACCGGCUCCGUCUCGCAGGCCUUCGGCAGCGCGAUGGCGGGCGGCGGCGGCGGCGGACGCAUUGCUGUCUUCCAGGGCGGGCGCGUGCUCAUCUUCCAGGGCGAGCGCGGCCGCCUGUCGUUCGCCGGGCAGGCCACGUACGAUCUUGCUGCGGACGUGCCCUCGACGGUCGGCUGGCUCGCGCUCGGGACGGGCUGGGUUGCUAUGCAGCGCGGAACUCUCGGGGGUGUCUUCUGGGCGGCCGCCGACGCUGAUGGCAGCACGACCAGGAUGGUGCGCGCUCCAGCCAGCGGCGACGUCGGGCAGAUGUCCUCCCCGGUGUUCGGCCGCGGCUCGGUCCUUGCAGGCUGGGUUGGCCGCAAGUCGAAGGUCGGUCUCGUGACGGUCGACUUCAACGGCGACGGCGAUCCCGAGCAAUCGGGAAGCACGCAGUUCCUGGGCAAGUGCGGCAGCGGCGCGCAGGCAAGGCCGUCGUCGCUGGCCAUCGGCGCACCCGCCGAGGCGACCGGCGAGGCUUUGUCGAGCGUCGCGUACGUCGUUGUCGGGCACGAGCGCUGCCCUCUCGCGGCGGGAGGAUCGACGACGAACGUGGGCUGCGCUUGCGCGUACACGGCCGACUCUCAGAGCCACUUCUCGAACGCCCGCACGCUUGACAUUGGAGACCUGCAGGAGUCGCUCGCCGGCUUCGGCCGCGCGGUGUGCGCCGGUGCGGGCCGCGUGGCCGUCCUCGGAAACGCCGUGGCGGCCACGUACGUUGCGGAUCCGCCAAGUGCCAACGGAGACAACCUGAACGUUGCGCUGGAGGGCACGAUCCGGCUGACGGGCGACUUCGCUCGGGCGGGAGGCUGCGCGCUCGGCGGCGAAGACGGAGCUGGCGCGCCUUCGCUCCUGGUCAGCAUGGGCGCCAACCGCCACGCUUCGGCCCCCAAGGGCCGCGUCGCGGUGUUUUCGCUGCACCCGACGCGUGGCUGGCUGCGCGUGGCCGUGAUGAGCGCCGCUGACGGCUCGCAGUCCGACCUGUUCGGCUUCGGCCAGCGCGGCGUCGCGUUGCUCCCUGACGGCACCGUCGCGGUUGGUGCGUCUGGUGCCAAGUCAGCUCUUGAGGGCGGCCGCGGCGGCGCGGUCUACUCGACGUCGCUCGAGCUGCAGCGCCUCGACGCGCAGAUUUCUUCCAGCGGGCUCGAGGUGUUCGCGCGCUGGAGGCCCGAGGUUGACGACACCGUUGUGGUUGACUGGGACUUGACAGCACUGGAGUUCACUGCCGGCGCAGUUGCCGUCGAGACCUCGGGCCUCAUCAUCCCCGGGCGCGCCGUCGGCACGACGCCGCUGUUCAGGGCCGAGUCGGGCUGGUACGAGGCGACGGUCGCCGUGAUGUUCGACACGUCGAUCGAAGUGCGCCCACCGGCGCACAUGGUGACGCUCACGUCGUCGGCCGCUGGGCUGUCGAUGCGGGUGUACCUCAACCCCACGUGCGGGUGCGGCCUCGUGCCGUUCAAGCCGUCGCGGGUCACGCCGUCGACCAUCGAUAUCACGAACGAGGAGACGGGUGCAGUGUUUUCGCCACAGAGAUGGUCCUUCCAGGACGGAGGCGACCCGUUCCUGGUCGAGGAGUUCCGCGGCAGUCCGCAGCCGUGGCACGGGCAGCUCUCUCCGCCGCAGCCCGCGCUGUCUCCGCGCCUGAACACGCUGAUUGGCACGUGGAACAUCGCCUUCCACUCGCGCGACCGGGCGUCGUGCGACACGCAGUUCUACGCCAAGGCGAGCCAGCUGCAGUACGUCACGGAGGGUGGCUUCACGCCCGUGCUCAUCGAGGGCGAGGUGAUCAUCACCGACGUGGCGGACCCGCGCACGUGCAACAGGAUCCUUGGUGGUGAGGAAGUCACGCACUUCAUCCCGCUGCUGACCAAGUCCGGCCCGCUGAUCCUCGGCCCGCCUAUCGACCUCACCGUCUCGGCGUACGACGCGACGCUCAGCCUCCUGGGCACCGGCAGGGUGACGGCGCAGAUGCCUUGGUUCUCACUCAUGUCCGUCAAGGUGCAGACCAACUCGCUGGUCGGCGUGCCCGCCGUGACGGUGUGCAUCCGCGGUGUCGAGGGCACGCGCUCUGCGUCGCUGCUGUCGCCGACGGUCCCGAUCUGCCUCGACACGGAGUUCGACCGCCGCGGGCACGCCUUCUUCGCCCUCGGGCCGUUCGAGGGCGUGACGCAGAGCACGCUGCCGAUCGACGUCAGCGUCGUGCCUGGUGAGAAGCGCACGUACCUGUACAACGGCAGGGACCUCACGGCCUCGGACACCAUCCGGCACGAGCUCCAGUUUGCCAACAGGCCGCUGGGGCUGCUGAACGAAGUGGCCGAGGGCGACGUGACGAUCGUCGACACGUCCGUCAUCGAGGUGACGGGCACUCUGGCGUACGACGAGAGGUUCACCGGAGGCAACCGAGGCUGCGUGCCGCGGUCGCGGUCGGGCACAGGCGGCGACGCUCAGCACCCGGUGGUUUGCUACCUCACCGAGGCGGAGUUCUUCACAGCGACGCUGUCGGGCGUGUCGCUGACUGUCCAGGAGGUCAGGAGCCGCGACGGCAUCUGCGAGGACAUCGAUCUGGAGGACAAGUUUGGCACGUACACUACGGCGCUGCCGCGGUUCGGGCGCUACGUGGUGUUCCCGGUCUUCGAGGGCCACAAGUUCCGCGUGGACUGGCCGUCCGGGCUGCCCACCGAUGCGGUCACGCUGCUCGGCGACCGCGCGUACGUAGACACGAACGUCGUGGACUACAACAUCCAACAGGCGGACUUCAUCGACUUCACGACCAAGAUCCUCCGGAUCUACGCUCGCGUCAGCGACUGCGACAUCGCCGAGAGCGGCGGCGCGACGAUCGGCAUCACGCCCCUGGCUGGCCAGGGUCUCGACUGUCAGACGGACUUCAGUGUCAAGAUCGCGGCGGAUAGGAACUACGUCGACCUUGAGCUCAGCCCGCUCGGGUUCACGAACAUCCUCCUCCGGUAUGACGCGUACAUCCUCGACACGGACUACGACGACACGUCGGGCUCGAACCACUACCUCCUGGAGAACCACCGGCAGAUUGCGGAGCUGGAUGUGGUGCCCGAAGAGGACCCGAACGCGGCCGCCGCGGGGUCCACGGGCACCGCUGCGCCGCAGGACGGAUCGGCGCUCUUCCUGCCGGACGUGGAGAUCGAGUGGCGCUACCACGUGCAGCCCACGCUCAAGUAUUCGUGGGUCUUGUGGAAUGACGUCUCCGACACGUCCGAGGAGGCGCUGUGCUCCGAGCCGCCGGAGGACUACCAGGGCUGGGUGCCGCCAGCGGCCGAGGAGGAGAACGAGGACCUCGCGGAGUCCCCCAACCCGUGCCGCGACCUAGACACGAGCAGGAGGAUUGCCGCCAAUGGAGGCGACCCCGCCUGGCGCACGCCGCCGCUGCGCAGGACGUGCUCGGCGGCGCUCGCGCGCGACGCGUCGACGCCGAUCGGCGACCUGCACUUCUACAGCCUGGACCAGCGCCUGCCGUACGGGCUGAUGAUCACGCUCGAGGAGGUGUACGACCUCGGCGGCACCGUCGGGACGCGCACGUGCGGCAACGUCACCGGCGCCGCCGUCCAGAUCAACAGCUUCGCGAGCGAGCUGUCGGACCGCAAGUGCGGCACGGCCGGCUGCAAGGUCCCGAUGCGCGCGAACUGGCUGCUGAAGACGCAGUACAUCUUCCAGUUCAACCCGAUCUCGGUCACGUUCGAUGUCAGCGCGGCCACGGACUUCCCGGCCGACGUCGCCCAGGUGUUCGAGAAGCCGACGCUCGAGGUGAACGAGAGGACCAGGGCGCUCGUGCCGACGUUCAACCCCUUCCGUGUUGCGGCGCGCAGAAGGACCCCGCAGCAAAACACCACGACGCCGACGUCGCUGCUGAGCCUGCCGCUGAUCGUCGAGGGCACGCAGCCGGACAACGUCCUCCCGGAGUCGGGCGGCGUACAGGCGGAGACGGUGUUCGUCUUCCCGAUUGACAGGGCAUCUGUCCCCAUGAUGAUUUUGCGCAAGCCUCCCGGCGAUGAAUCGAGCACCGCCAUCGAGCGCGGGUACACGCUGGAGACGAGCAAUUCGUUCGGAGUUGCUGCUGGCUUUGGAAUCGACGUUGGCAUCGGGCUUUCGCUUGAGGCGGACCUGAGCUCUGAAACCGAGACCUGCGCCGGAGCCCUCGCUGCGCCUCUCGGCAUCGGCGCGCAGUUCGACAUCUGCGGCGUGAUCGGAGGCGGCGUGAACAUUGAAACAGAAUUGUCGAUCAACAAUGGCUUCAGUUUCUCCAGAACUCAGACGGAGACCGUGACCAACAGCCGAAGCAUGGGUCUUGGAAUUGAGACGGGGGAUGCUUGGGACGGGUCUGACAACGACGUCAUCAUUAGUCCCUCGAAGUUCGUCGGUGUGCGCAGCGCGACGGAGAUGAACAUCAUCGAGCGGGCUUGCUGCUCCGACAGCGCGGGCUGCGGUGCAGGCGCUGAACCUUGCAGCCCGCCGUGCUACGUCUUCGAGUACAGGAAGGCCGUCGAUGUCCGCCUUCUCGAAGGCGGCCAGGACAGCGUGUUCAUUGCCCCGAUCGGCCUCGUGAAGGAGCGUUACAUGCAGCUAGAGGCGCUGCUGCUGUCGCCAACCUCCGACGUGCAGUCCGAGAACGUCGACCUGGAAGCUCUGAUCCGCGACUACGACGCCCUCAUCAUGCGCUACAUCUAUCAGACGAGGCAAGACCUGCAGCGUGCGAGCGUCGACAGCAUUACGCAGGGUACCAUCUACAAGCCCGUGGACAUCGUGGACCAGUCGGCGAGGGUCCUCUCGGGGGCACAGAAGUUCCUCUUGGGCGGCGGACAGGAAGUACAGUUCUUCUGGGAAACAUCGCAAAGCCAGACAAGCGAGGUGGAGCUCGAGUUUGAGCUCACGAGCGAGAUUUCCACGACUUUGGGUCUAUCCACCGAGUUCGAAGCGUUCGGGCUGGGCUUCACGCUCGGCUUUGAGUUCUCAUUAGGGCUGAGCUUCUCCUCCUCGCUCACGAUCGGCGCCAGCACAGAGCGCACGAGGGAGGCGGGUGUUUCGAUGACCUUUGCGGACGACGACGGCGACGACCAGUUUUUCUUCGGUGUCACCGUCGACAGCCUCGGGAUGCCCUUCUUCGUCUACGAUGGCGCGCAGUCGCUCACGUCGUGUCCGUGGGAGCCCGGCACGGGGGCCAUCCAGCGGUUCGAGAUAUUUGACGACGGCCUGCUCGACCGCCGCGACACCCCGGUCGAUGGCGACGACGGUACGGUGUUCCGCUUCGUGAUCCAGAACCAGGCCGUUCCCACCAACGCGAUGGCGGACGACGACUUCGAGCUGCUCUUCAAGAACACGGAGGGCCUGAUCGUGACUGUGGACGGCUACACGCACCAGACGAACCUCAUCGAGACGCUCAACAUCGACCGCGGGGCCACGCAGGAGCUCAACGUGCGCGUUCAGCUGUCGCCGACCGCCACGAAGCUCGAGUUCCCGGACAUCGAGCUCAUCAUGUUUCACUCGUGCGAGCCGAGCGGGACCCUGGGGUCCUCGCGCCAGAUGGCCGUCCGCUUCACGCGGGACUGCCCGCGCGUCGAGUUCGUAGGCACGCUCGCGACCGCCGAGCGCCGCCUCGGCACCAACCUGCUGCCGUGGUCGCUGCGCACGCUGCCCGACUUCUCCCGUGAGAAGCUCGAGGUCCUGCUCAAGAACCCCGACGCCGACCGCAACCUCAUGAGGUGGGGCGUCGCUGCGCGCCUCGGCGCCGGCGGCGCGCCGCCCUUCAUGUCGACGGUCGUCAUCCAGAUGCGCGAAGUUGGCUCCACUGGGGCGUGGUCCAACGUGGCGGUCUUCUCGUCGACGGACCUGCGCGUCAGCGGCGAGCAGCUGCGAGUCGAGCUCGACCCCGCGGCCAUGCAGUCGUACAACCUCCAGGGCGAGCCCGUCGGCGCGACGUACCUCCUCCUGGAUGGCGAGUACGUCAUCCGCGCGCUCGUGCUCUGCAGCGACGGGACAAGCACCGUCACGAACGAGCUGCCCGGCGUCGCGGACUUCAUCCCGCCCGAGCAGUUUGGCCUGGCGUCGCCCGGGGCGAUCUUCGUCCCGGGAGUCUCGGAGAUCGCUUUCGAGUUCUUCGAAGAGCUGUCUUGCGAGAAUGAGUGCGGCGAGGCCGUGCUGACGUCGGCGCUGCAGCCCGCGCCGCUCGUGAUGCACUCACGCUGCGAGGACCAGCGCCUCAAGGUUGGCUUCCCGCCGGGAGUGGUCGCAUCGAUCUGGAACACGCACGUGCAGCAGGGCGUCCCGGUGACGGUCACGCUGCCGGCGGGCACGGUCUGCGACGUCGUCGGGAACAAGUUUGUCGGCGACGCGCCGUCGACGACGUUCCAGCUGGCGCCAAUCGGCGCGGAUGUGCGCGCGGAGAUUGCGAACGCUAUGAUUGCCGUCGCCAACGGCGACAGCGGGGCGCGCCGCAAGCUGCUGCAGUCCGGAACUCUGGCCGACACCAUCGCCGAGGCGAUCGGCGCGGCCCCAGAGCGAGUUCUGGUCCGGCCUGGCAGGUCGGGCACCGUCAGCAUCGUCAUCCUGCCAUCUGAUGCAGAAGGCGCUCCCAGCGUGCAGGACCUGCUCAACGCUCUGGUGCUGGCCGCGCAGCGCGGCGACGUGCCGAUCGCGUUCGGCGACAACAGCAACACGAUCCUCACCGCCACCGGCGUCGCGACGGACACCUCUCUAACCACGGCAGGGGCCACGGCGGCGGCCACCGCCGCCGCGACCGGCAGCCUCGGCACGUCGCACGAUGCGCUCCUGGCAGAGAUCAAGGCGCUCCUGAGCGGCUCGACGACCGAGAGCGGCCAGGGCGACCUCAUGAUCACCCCACUUUUCGGUGCCAUGUCCAAUGGCGUGCCGGGCGUCGGCGAGGGGUACGCGACGAACAGCAAGUACCUGCAGUUCCUCCUCACACUGCCCUCGGCCGCCACGACCACCGCGGGCACGCCGCUCGAGAUGGCUCCCGCGGAGGCCCUCGGCUUCCCCGAGGGCCCGCUGCAGCUCAGCGUGCCGCACGUCAGCACGAUCGGCACGACGAGCAGCGUGGGGAUCUGCAGCACGAAGCUGGAGCGCGUGGUCAACGGGCGCGCGUUCUACAAGAUCGUGGUGUGCGUCGACGACGGGUGGUACGGCACUGUGCGUCUGACGGCGCACGGCAAGAACAUGGUGGCUGCGGACGGCAAGGCCCUCAACGGCACUGGAUCUAUCGCUUACUCCCGCGUCCAGACCGUGCAGGACGUGCGCCACACGGCGCUGUCCUUCUCGGGGGACAAGGAGGAGCUCUAA